CGAUUGGAGGGUCGCGGUUGCGCGUUGCCGCCCAAUUCUCCAAACGAAUACAAAAUAGAAUCGGCCGAUUCGACACUCGGGGUGUGUACUACGGCCAAAAGUUAAAAUCCGAACCGGGUCCAAAUUGUGACUUAAAAGUCAUUAAGCACAAAAUUAAAUCGACCACGAGGUUAUCAUGUGAAAUCGGUGAUAAAUUGUUCGUUUAACAGCUCUCCCCAAGUUAGUAACAAAUGCCGAUUAUAAUUACAAAAUGCAGAACUAUUCACUAGUCAACAGAUUGACCUAGUAGGUGGCUAGUGCUGGUAUGAACAUGUUGCGUGAAAAUCAUAAUGUAAUGCCGAAUCCGUACCCCUACAAAAAAACUCUGCUGCUACUCCUUCUAUUUCUUACACAAAUCAUGAGAGUUUAUCCAGAACAGGACGAAGACAUACCUCAUAACGAGGUAAAAAAUUGGGCCUUACAAUUUGGUGUCGACUUAUGGGAAUAUGGUAAACUUAUGACACGUAUGAAUGAACUGCAAAGGAAAUAUCAUGAUGUUGAUAUGGAUGUUGUGAGAAAAGACGGACUAAUUCUAAUUAGAGAAAUGGCAACGGAAGUCAAAAAUAUGAUGGAUUUUAAAAUGAGCGCAGUCAUGAGGAUAAUGGAUUCUGCGGAGCAAGCAGCUUUGACUCCUCGAUCUGACAACGGUCAGCCAUUUCGUUUUUAUAAUGCUAAAAGAUUAAACGCUUUCGGAGACGAUGGAAGACCAGCUGGUGGUACACGAGAAAUGAUCCUUACACCAAAUCCGCAUUUUGAUCAUUUGCCAGUCAAUACAACGCUCAGUACGAUCUUAAUGCCCAAUGAUGUAGUAGAAGCUGAUGGAGACGUUAUGAAUGCUAUUCAAUGGUCGGAAAAUUUAGAUCCAUUAUUUAUAAACAAUUAUGAAGGAGACCCUUCACUGUCUUGGCAAUUUUUUGGUAGCUCAAGUGGUUUCUUAAGAAGAUAUCCAGGAAUUGCCUGGCCUCCAGACGAUACAAUUUCAACCGUCUGGCAGAGACCGAGGGCUAAUAGGAAUGUGUACGAUUUCCGCUCAUCCUCGUGGUACGUCAAUGCUGCCACUUCUCCCAAAGAUAUAGUAAUACUAGUAGACAAUUCUGGAUCUAUGACAGGGCAUAGGGCCAAUUUGGCCAGAGCCACUGCAGAAGCAAUUCUCGACACCUUGUCUGAUAACGAUUUUGUAAACAUAUACGCAUUUUCCGAUACCACGCAAGAAUCUGUGCCUUGUUUUAAGGAUCAAUUAGCUCAGGCCAAUAAUGAAAAUAUAAAAUAUCUCAAAGAUUCCCUUGGUACUUUGAAACCAGAAAACAUAGCCAAUUUCACGUCUGCAUUAGUAACUGCCUUUGAAAUCUUACAAAAGUACAACAGAUCGGGACAGGGUUGUCAAUGUAAUCAAGCGAUAAUGCUCAUCACCGAUGGUCCGCCGUCAACAUAUAAAGAAAUUUUCAAAAUGUAUAACUUUCCUCAUAGUCCAGUUCGAAUGUUUACAUAUCUCAUUGGUAGAGACUCGAGUAGUGCCACUCAAAUGCACUGGAUGGCUUGCGCGCACAAAGGAUAUUACGCAAGGAUAGAACACUAUGAGGAAAUAAAAGAAAAAGUGUUGCAUUAUAUCGAGGUAAUGGCUAGGCCGAUGGUAAUGUAUCAAAAUGACCAUCCAAUUUACUGGACGCCGGCAUACGUUGGAGGAAGGGCGGAUAGCUUUUCAGAUGAUAAACGUGGUCAGCUAAUGACAACUGUCACGACUCCAGUGUUUGAUCGAAGGAAUCAUUCUAUUCGAGUGGCAAACGUAUUGGGAGUCGUAGGAACAGAUGUUUCUAUUGAUCAAAUCAAAAAACUGGUGCCCUCAUAUAAAUUGGGAGUAAAUGGUUAUUCGUUUAUUGUGAGUAACAAUGGACAUGUGCUGUAUCAUCCAGAUCUAAGACCUCUAGAAGGCAAUGAUCUUUACGAAGAUACUCUAGAGCCAAAAUAUAUUUCUGCUGAUUUAACUGAAGUUGAAUUAGUUGAAAACGAAACUGGUCCAAGAGAAAAUCACACUCUUCUCUUAGAUCUUAGGCACGAUAUGAUAGAUCAAAAGGAAGGUGAAACUGAGAUCACUAUAAAAGUUCAUUAUGACAAUAUGAGACGAGUUACGACUAGGAGAAAUAAAUAUUUUUAUAAUCCCAUUGAGGGUACACCAUUUUCGUUGGGCCUAGCCAUUCCUGAAGGAUAUGGAAUGUAUGAGCUGCUUGCUGAACAAGAAAUAAAACACAGUCAGAAAAAUGUGAGCGAUUAUUUCAAAGGAAAUAAUUGGAGAGUGCAUCCUGACUGGGUUUACUGUGAAUAUACAAGUGGAACCUCAGGGGAGCAGUGGUUCAAGACAGCAGAAGAGAGAGUAUUGCACUUUCUUUUAAGAAGUCGUAGACCUGGUUGGAAGUGGAUGUCUUUAAGACCUAGAUCUCCAUUACAAAGAGAACAUCAUCACAUGUCUACAAAACAGGACAAGGACGCUUACUAUUGUGACAAGACUUUAAUCCAAUCAUUAGUUUUAGACGCAAUGGUGACUGAGGGAUUAGAAAAACAUCCUGUGCGUUCCGAUAAGCACCCUAUUGGCAACCUUAUGGUACAGUGGUAUGGUACAAGCCAAGGCUAUCAAAUAUUUGGAUCGACAUUGUCAUUCGUUGCAACAAGAAGCGGUCUGUUGCGGUGGACAAAUUUGACGGAAAUCAAAUCGAAUGAACCGCAUUUCAGUGAAAACAACGUUCGAGCAAUGGACGAAACUUGGUACAAAAGAGCCGUCGACCAACACUCCAUUGAACCAGAGAGUUUCGUAUUUUCCGUGCCGUUUGACAUUGGAGCAUACGGAAAGCCGCUGAUAACGGCGACUCAUGCCGUUUUUGUUGAACACAAAGGCCAUAGAGCUCCGGCAGCAGUUGUCGGUUUACAGUAUCAACAUGCUACACUGGCGGCGCAUUUUUUCAAUAAUAUCACAUCAAAGUGCACAGGAUCGACGACUUGCAAAAAAACAUGCGCGAGUGACAAAUUAGAUUGUUACAUACUCGACAACAAUGGUUUCAUAAUUAUUUCUGAAAACAACGAGGAUACCGGGCGAUUUUUUGGCCAAAUUGAUGGCACUAUUAUGGAUUCUUUGGUACAAGAUAGGAUUUAUGUGAAAGUGCCAGUAUAUGACUACCAAGGAGCCUGUUCAAAUAGCAAAUUCCACUUCAGUGGAGGUUCCAACAAAAUCUCGGUUGUUGAUCCUGCAAAAAUCGUAUUGAAUUUACUAUAUCAAACCAUCUUGGCUGUGCUGACUAAAUUCAAAGAAGUGUAUGGGACUGCUGUGGCUUACAGUCGAGAUGAAGAUGAUUUAUUGGAUGUAUAUUCCGAUUACGACAUAGAGCAAUACCCGACAGGUGACGACAUUGCGGAAGAACAAGAUUCCGUCCUAUCUUCACCGUCGAAUACUUAUUCCCCCUCGUUUAUCCCGCCUUACGAAUCUGAUCCCAUGGAAGGAGUAGACGUUGGUCAAUUUGGAAUCAGACCUUGUGAUCGUAAAGUAGACUUGUAUGUUUUACAGCCGGACAAGUUGAACACUAGCGGUCAAGGAAAUCCUUUGAAGGGCAAGCUCACUAAUUGUCAUAGCAGCGGUUGUGAAAGGCCGUUUAGUGUACAGAAGAUACCCCACAGCAAUUUAAUUCUUCUUGUGGUGGAUACCGUAUGUUCGUGUGGUAGCAAACAAUUGAGUAUUGUUCCUCAGGAAGUUAAUUAUGAAUCCAAAAAUGGGGGCUGUGUACAUAAACCGAAAGAUAGUUUGUAUAGAAAAAGACCUCCAAAAUGCAUCAACUACCACCCUGAGGAAAUAGAAAUUCAUCUUUGCGGAGGGACACCAGAACUGCAUGUAAAUUAUAUCGUUUUAUUGUUAGGUUUUGUCAAUUGCCUUGUCGCUUUCAUAUCGUGAUUGAAUGCGUAUUGAAUUAGAUUUUAAAAGAAGAAAAUCUCAAUCUUAAGACCAUGUUGGCAUUAUGUAAUAACUGCAUUGAUCUCUACAGUUAGAUAAAUUGUAACGUACUAUUUAUUUGCAAAUAGAUAAAGUAGGUAAUGUUUUUUAUAUUGACAAAGUAUGAAACUAGUUAAAUUUUGAAUAUAAUUUAUGAGAUAUAGGAGUAAUUUUGGGUGUUUUGUACAUAUCAAACAUUCUAGUCAAUGAUUUUUUUUUUAAUUAAAACAAGUGUCGAUCUUUUCAAAUAAUAAUAUGUAUUUCAAAAUGCGUUCUCUAUUGACGAACGGUCUUAGUGAUGUAUAAAAACCGAACACCAUCAUAAUCAUUAUCAUCAUAAUGUUAUCAAAUCAUUUUUGAAUUUUACAUAUCGAAGUUUGCAAAUAAAAAAUAAUGAAAAGCAAAAUAAAAUUGUGUACUAUUAUAUUCAUCGAUUCGUACUACAGACAAUAAUGUAAAUGGCAUUCUUUAAAUAUAUAAACUAUACAUAUUUCUAUAGGUAUAAAUGUGUUUUACCCACACAUAAAUAUAUCUAAGCAAAGCUGUGCCGAGCACUACCAAAAGUGUUCGCGGUCAAGCCAUUUUUGAAAAUUGAUUAAUUGAGAAUAUAACUUAAUCUAAGAAAACAAUACAGUAAAAAAACUGUGCCAAGCAUAUAUUUUUUCUCCUAGAUAAAAAAAAUAAUAAAACAGUUCAAUAAAAAAAAGAAUAUAGAUAGUAACUGCCCACGAAAACAGUAUUAUUUCAUUUUUAGUGAUCUCUCUAAAAUAUUUUAAAAUUUUAAUUAUGGUUUAUUAAUGAAAGCUUAGGUAUACGAGCUUGCAAGCUUUAUUGAGUGCUCGCAACCAGUUUUUACAGCACUAAGCACCGAUUUAAAAAAGUACUUGUAGGCACAGUGCUCGGCAGAGCUCUGUAUCUAAAACAGGCGGCGACUGACUUGUAACAAAAUGUUGUAAUGUAAUGUAUUCUAAGAAUAUCAUUCGAUAGUAUCGGAAAACGGACGGCUCAAGUUGAGCCAUUAUUCUCUAAGUACUGGACUGUCGGUUUUUUUACGAAUAUUUGUUUGUUAUAUUACAAGUCAGUCACCUCCGAACUGACUGUGUAAUAUGGAGCACUGUUUAACAGAUAAAUUGAAAUGAGCAUUCGCCGUUGUGUAAUCACGACUUUUCUCUAAUGCUCGCGACAAGUAUUACGUUAUGCUCAUUUACAUUGCUCGGUUCAAUAGUGCUUCAUACGCGUGAAUACUUGCAGUUUGCACUGACUUGUAAAGGCGGAGACUGACUUGAACUAAGCUUUGUAAUCUCAUGCUGGUGUUUCUUUUAAACAAAAAGUCAAUACAAAAUAUAAUACAGGUAUUAACUGCUCACAAAAAAGUUUAUUUUUAGUGAUAUUUCAAAAAAAAAUUAAUUUUUAAUUAUAAUUUAGUAUUGUAAGGUUAUACGAGUUUGUAUGCUUUGUUGAGUACUUGCAACCACUUUUACUGAGCACUAAGCACCAAUUUAAAAAAGUGCUCAUUAGUACAGUGUUCCGCAGAGCCUUGUAUCUAAAAAAGACGGCAACCAAAACGGCGACUAACUUGUAACACGAAGUUGUAAUGUAACACGAGCAUUUGAUGUUGAAAUCAAUAAUUUUGUAAUGUAACUCGCCAAGAGUUGAACAGUUUUGUAAUGUAAUUACAUUACAACAUUUGUAAUAGCACGGCGAAUGCUCAUUUAGAUUACUCGGUUCAACAGUGCUCCAUAGGUGUAGAUACUUCAGUUUAUAGUCUAUAGUACCGGGUGUCCCAUUAUAUUUUCCAACAUUU
Psylliodes chrysocephalus is the source of this 5813-nucleotide messenger RNA. Lineage: Eukaryota; Metazoa; Arthropoda; Insecta; Coleoptera; Chrysomelidae. The record is from the annotation of a GenBank genome assembly.